GAGCUAUAUAGGUCUUUCUUUUCAGUGUGAGUUCCCUGCCUCUCUCCUCCAUCCUUCCCCCUCCUCCCUACUCUUUCUUUUCUCCCUUCCCACAACUCCCUCGAGCUCUCCUCCCCAGCAGCCUCCCCCGCCUCUCCCCAUCCCCCAUUCCCUCAUUUCUCUGUUACUCUGCGGAAUCAGCUUUGACCCAGCAGCAGCAGCAAGGAUGGGAGACUAGCAACAGAUGCUGAGCUUCAAGAUUUGUAUUCCUAGGCAACCUUCCUCCCUCUCCGCCUGUCUAAAGCUGAUACAAAAGAGAAAGGCAAGUCUUGGCAUCCCCAAAACAGAGGAGAUGGCCAUUGCUAUUUAAACCAGAAAACGACACGCCAAAGCCCAACUGAGAGGCCAGAGGGGGUCAACAGAGCUUGGGCUGCUGCUUCUGGCUUCUCCCCUCUCCAGCUAUGCCAGGAUUGGGAGCUGCCUGUGGCCUGGGCCCAGAGAAGGCUACCUUUCUCAAGGAGAGCACAGAAAGCCCAUUAGAAUGGGCCACUGGAGAAGGAAUCCAAGACAGGAAGAGUAGAAAGCAGCCCGCCUGCCAGGGGGUAGUCUGGAGGAAUGUCAUCCUAAUGACCCUGCUUCACCUGGGAGCCCUGUAUUCCCUCACACUCAUCCCCAAGGCUCAGCUGCUCACUCUGCUCUGGGCAUACCUCUGCUUCCUCUUGACAGCUCUGGGAGUGACAGCUGGCGCCCAUCGCUUGUGGAGCCACAGAUCCUAUAAAGCCAAGCUGCCUUUGAGGAUAUUCCUGGCUGCUGCCAACUCCAUGGCUUUCCAGAAUGACAUCUUUGAGUGGUCCCGGGAUCAUCGAGUGCAUCACAAGUACUCAGAGACAGAUGCUGACCCCCACAAUGCACAGCGGGGCUUUUUCUUUUCCCAUAUUGGGUGGUUAUUUGUUCGGAAACACCACGAUGUCAUUGAAAAAGGGAGAAAGCUAGAUCUUACAGACCUCCUUGCUGAUCCAGUAGUCCGACUCCAAAGAAAGUACUAUAAGAUUACCGUGUUUCUCAUGUGCUUUGCUGUGCCCACGUUGGUACCCUGGUACGUCUGGGGAGAGAGUCUAUGGAAUUCCUACUUCCUGGCCUUCAUUCUCCGUUACACCAUCUCCCUCAACGUCAGCUGGUUGGUCAACAGUGCUGCCCACCUGUAUGGCAACCGGCCCUAUGACAAGCGCAUCAACCCCCGGGAGAACCUAUUUGUCACUUUGGGUGCCAUUGGCGAAGGCUUCCAUAAUUACCAUCAUACCUUCCCAUUUGACUAUUCUGCCAGUGAAUUUGGUCUCAGAUUCAACCCAACCACAUGGUUCAUUGACUUCAUGUCUUGGUUAGGGCUGGCCACUGACCUUAAACGGGUUCCCAAGCAGAUGAUCGAAGCUCGGAAAGAGAGGACUGGAGAUGGCAGCACCUGACCACUUGGCCUGUAGCCACAAUGCAUGCGUAGUCUCGAAGUUCUUUUUGUGGGGGGAGGGCUUUGUGACUUUGGGGCUUUGUUGGGGGUUAUUUGUUUUAAGAAUCAGCUUGUCUUAUGUCUCAAAUCAAACUCUUUGUUGAAACGUAAGAGGAAAAGUCCACGUCGCUGGAUUUUAACAUCGAUGCUCAGAGAUAUGGGACAUGGAAUGGACUCUGUAGUUCUCUGACCAGGGUACAAGCUUAGACAUCCUGUCUGGAUGAAGGAAUUGAUUAACGAAGGUGAGAAUUUGUAAACAUUUGUAGGAACGAAUCAAACAUGGCUUUUGACAUAUACUACAUGAAGAAUCCAGUGGACAGAGUGAGAAAUAAUAAAAAGGGAGUUUAAAUAUGCUUUUGGGGACAGCAAGGUGGCUCAGUGAAGAGAGAGCCAAGCUUGGAGACAGGAGAUCCUGGGUUCAAAUUUGACCUUCGAUACUUCCAUGCUGUGUGACCCUGGGCAAGUCACUUAAUUCCAUUUGCCCAGCCUUUACAGCAGUUAUGCCUUUCAACCAAUAGUCAGUAUGAAUUCUAAGACAUAAGACAAGGCUGGGGUGGGGGUGGGGGUGGGGCAUGGCAGUGAUAAGCUUUUAAGAAAGUGUGUUCAGGAGCCAGUAUUGUUUGGUUUUGUUUUUAGAAAAGUUGGCUUCAAUUAAUACAGAAGAGAAAAAGGAAAAUGGAUCUCUUAUUUUUGCCCUCUUCAUAAGCUUAUUAAUAUUCCAGUUUCUUUGUAAUAUCACAUUUUGUUUCUGCUAUGCAAAUGUCGUGUUUAAAGCUAUAUACCCAGGUGGUCCUGUCAAUUGUGGUUCAUUUAGAUACUUUCUCUCUCUCUCUAUUGGGUUCUGGUAUGGACCUAUGAUUUUAUUCAUAUGGGGACUUCCCAAGUGAGGAAACUCCCUUAGCCAGUGCAGGUUGGCAUUCUUCCUGCAAUUUGCUGUCUUAGAAAGUUACCCAAAGCACUUGGAGAUUAAGUGCCCAGAGUCACAUGGCCAGGCUGUGACAAAGGCAGGACCUGAACCCAGGUCUUCCUGGAAGUAAGGCCAACUUUCUAUCUAUUAUUCCAGGCUGCCUCCCAUCUGUGCUCAUUGCCAGGGUCAUUUGUAAAAAAAAAAAAUGUAAAUGUAUAUUUACAUUUGUAAAUGUAACAUGGCUGGCGCCCAACAAAGUUCUCAUUUAAAUGUUGACAGAGCCUAGUCAAUCCCAGGCAGUAGUGCAUGGGUACUUUAGCUUCUCCCUCAAAGUAAGACCAUUAAUUUUCCACAUCAGUCAGUUAGAUCAUAAUUAACUGACGUUUCUCUAGAAUUCAAUGUCUACUAAUGUGUAAGAGCAUGCAGCAUUCAUUAAGUUAGCAUCAAAAUAGAAAAUGAUGAUUACAUAAUGAGCUUCUGAAUUUGUUUUUUUUUUUUUAAUAUGUGUCAAGUUGCCUGGUAAGGAGCAUGUUGAAUUAAUGGAGCAUGGAGCCCUUCCUGUUAGAAGUUAAUCAGUAUAAGAGAAAAGCCUUAUGUUGCUGGCAUUUGGUGUGCUUUGAAGACUACUUUUAGGGGAAAUAUAGAAUUUUCUAUUUAAAUUUUUAAAAAAGAAAUAAUUCCAAUAUGAAGUUGUCUUCAUAAUGUACUUGAUACAGAAAGCAUUUAACAGUGUUAAUUUGUCUAUUAAUGGUGUGUCAAUUUCAGAGUUAUUUACAAUAAAUUAUUAUUAAUUA
Molecule: messenger RNA, 3181 nt
Organism: Monodelphis domestica (gray short-tailed opossum)
Lineage: Eukaryota; Metazoa; Chordata; Mammalia; Didelphimorphia; Didelphidae
Gene: SCD5
Product: stearoyl-CoA desaturase 5
Biological process (GO): unsaturated fatty acid biosynthetic process
Cellular component (GO): endoplasmic reticulum membrane
Molecular function (GO): stearoyl-CoA 9-desaturase activity; iron ion binding
Source: RefSeq, a predicted model, not a curated record